This is a messenger RNA of Homo sapiens (human), 3468 nucleotides long. It is a transcript of the gene PROS1, whose product is annotated as protein S. The coding region runs from base 148 to 2274 and encodes 708 amino acids. NCBI's taxonomy places the organism in Eukaryota, Metazoa, Chordata, Mammalia, Primates, Hominidae. Gene Ontology annotation, biological process: positive regulation of phosphatidylinositol 3-kinase/protein kinase B signal transduction. The record is from RefSeq and is marked reviewed. The transcript is spliced from 16 exons. Gene Ontology annotation, cellular component: endoplasmic reticulum; extracellular region; Golgi lumen. Gene Ontology annotation, molecular function: calcium ion binding.
GUUCCGCCGAGGCUCGCUGGGUCGCUGGCGCCGCCGCGCAGCACGGCUCAGACCGAGGCGCACAGGCUCGCAGCUCCGCGGCGCCUAGCGCUCCGGUCCCCGCCGCGACGCGCCACCGUCCCUGCCGGCGCCUCCGCGCGCUUCGAAAUGAGGGUCCUGGGUGGGCGCUGCGGGGCGCUGCUGGCGUGUCUCCUCCUAGUGCUUCCCGUCUCAGAGGCAAACUUUUGUUUAUAUUUUAGAAAUGAUUUUAUAUACAACCGUGCAUGCAUUUCUGUAUUGGUCGGCUUAUCUGGAUGCAAUUUUUUCUAUUCUAUAUGCUUUUUGUCAAAGCAACAGGCUUCACAAGUCCUGGUUAGGAAGCGUCGUGCAAAUUCUUUACUUGAAGAAACCAAACAGGGUAAUCUUGAAAGAGAAUGCAUCGAAGAACUGUGCAAUAAAGAAGAAGCCAGGGAGGUCUUUGAAAAUGACCCGGAAACGGAUUAUUUUUAUCCAAAAUACUUAGUUUGUCUUCGCUCUUUUCAAACUGGGUUAUUCACUGCUGCACGUCAGUCAACUAAUGCUUAUCCUGACCUAAGAAGCUGUGUCAAUGCCAUUCCAGACCAGUGUAGUCCUCUGCCAUGCAAUGAAGAUGGAUAUAUGAGCUGCAAAGAUGGAAAAGCUUCUUUUACUUGCACUUGUAAACCAGGUUGGCAAGGAGAAAAGUGUGAAUUUGACAUAAAUGAAUGCAAAGAUCCCUCAAAUAUAAAUGGAGGUUGCAGUCAAAUUUGUGAUAAUACACCUGGAAGUUACCACUGUUCCUGUAAAAAUGGUUUUGUUAUGCUUUCAAAUAAGAAAGAUUGUAAAGAUGUGGAUGAAUGCUCUUUGAAGCCAAGCAUUUGUGGCACAGCUGUGUGCAAGAACAUCCCAGGAGAUUUUGAAUGUGAAUGCCCCGAAGGCUACAGAUAUAAUCUCAAAUCAAAGUCUUGUGAAGAUAUAGAUGAAUGCUCUGAGAACAUGUGUGCUCAGCUUUGUGUCAAUUACCCUGGAGGUUACACUUGCUAUUGUGAUGGGAAGAAAGGAUUCAAACUUGCCCAAGAUCAGAAGAGUUGUGAGGUUGUUUCAGUGUGCCUUCCCUUGAACCUUGACACAAAGUAUGAAUUACUUUACUUGGCGGAGCAGUUUGCAGGGGUUGUUUUAUAUUUAAAAUUUCGUUUGCCAGAAAUCAGCAGAUUUUCAGCAGAAUUUGAUUUCCGGACAUAUGAUUCAGAAGGCGUGAUACUGUACGCAGAAUCUAUCGAUCACUCAGCGUGGCUCCUGAUUGCACUUCGUGGUGGAAAGAUUGAAGUUCAGCUUAAGAAUGAACAUACAUCCAAAAUCACAACUGGAGGUGAUGUUAUUAAUAAUGGUCUAUGGAAUAUGGUGUCUGUGGAAGAAUUAGAACAUAGUAUUAGCAUUAAAAUAGCUAAAGAAGCUGUGAUGGAUAUAAAUAAACCUGGACCCCUUUUUAAGCCGGAAAAUGGAUUGCUGGAAACCAAAGUAUACUUUGCAGGAUUCCCUCGGAAAGUGGAAAGUGAACUCAUUAAACCGAUUAACCCUCGUCUAGAUGGAUGUAUACGAAGCUGGAAUUUGAUGAAGCAAGGAGCUUCUGGAAUAAAGGAAAUUAUUCAAGAAAAACAAAAUAAGCAUUGCCUGGUUACUGUGGAGAAGGGCUCCUACUAUCCUGGUUCUGGAAUUGCUCAAUUUCACAUAGAUUAUAAUAAUGUAUCCAGUGCUGAGGGUUGGCAUGUAAAUGUGACCUUGAAUAUUCGUCCAUCCACGGGCACUGGUGUUAUGCUUGCCUUGGUUUCUGGUAACAACACAGUGCCCUUUGCUGUGUCCUUGGUGGACUCCACCUCUGAAAAAUCACAGGAUAUUCUGUUAUCUGUUGAAAAUACUGUAAUAUAUCGGAUACAGGCCCUAAGUCUAUGUUCCGAUCAACAAUCUCAUCUGGAAUUUAGAGUCAACAGAAACAAUCUGGAGUUGUCGACACCACUUAAAAUAGAAACCAUCUCCCAUGAAGACCUUCAAAGACAACUUGCCGUCUUGGACAAAGCAAUGAAAGCAAAAGUGGCCACAUACCUGGGUGGCCUUCCAGAUGUUCCAUUCAGUGCCACACCAGUGAAUGCCUUUUAUAAUGGCUGCAUGGAAGUGAAUAUUAAUGGUGUACAGUUGGAUCUGGAUGAAGCCAUUUCUAAACAUAAUGAUAUUAGAGCUCACUCAUGUCCAUCAGUUUGGAAAAAGACAAAGAAUUCUUAAGGCAUCUUUUCUCUGCUUAUAAUACCUUUUCCUUGUGUGUAAUUAUACUUAUGUUUCAAUAACAGCUGAAGGGUUUUAUUUACAAUGUGCAGUCUUUGAUUAUUUUGUGGUCCUUUCCUGGGAUUUUUAAAAGGUCCUUUGUCAAGGAAAAAAAUUCUGUUGUGAUAUAAAUCACAGUAAAGAAAUUCUUACUUCUCUUGCUAUCUAAGAAUAGUGAAAAAUAACAAUUUUAAAUUUGAAUUUUUUUCCUACAAAUGACAGUUUCAAUUUUUGUUUGUAAAACUAAAUUUUAAUUUUAUCAUCAUGAACUAGUGUCUAAAUACCUAUGUUUUUUUCAGAAAGCAAGGAAGUAAACUCAAACAAAAGUGCGUGUAAUUAAAUACUAUUAAUCAUAGGCAGAUACUAUUUUGUUUAUGUUUUUGUUUUUUUCCUGAUGAAGGCAGAAGAGAUGGUGGUCUAUUAAAUAUGAAUUGAAUGGAGGGUCCUAAUGCCUUAUUUCAAAACAAUUCCUCAGGGGGAACAGCUUUGGCUUCAUCUUUCUCUUGUGUGGCUUCACAUUUAAACCAGUAUCUUUAUUGAAUUAGAAAACAAGUGGGACAUAUUUUCCUGAGAGCAGCACAGGAAUCUUCUUCUUGGCAGCUGCAGUCUGUCAGGAUGAGAUAUCAGAUUAGGUUGGAUAGGUGGGGAAAUCUGAAGUGGGUACAUUUUUUAAAUUUUGCUGUGUGGGUCACACAAGGUCUACAUUACAAAAGACAGAAUUCAGGGAUGGAAAGGAGAAUGAACAAAUGUGGGAGUUCAUAGUUUUCCUUGAAUCCAACUUUUAAUUACCAGAGUAAGUUGCCAAAAUGUGAUUGUUGAAGUACAAAAGGAACUAUGAAAACCAGAACAAAUUUUAACAAAAGGACAACCACAGAGGGAUAUAGUGAAUAUCGUAUCAUUGUAAUCAAAGAAGUAAGGAGGUAAGAUUGCCACGUGCCUGCUGGUACUGUGAUGCAUUUCAAGUGGCAGUUUUAUCACGUUUGAAUCUACCAUUCAUAGCCAGAUGUGUAUCAGAUGUUUCACUGACAGUUUUUAACAAUAAAUUCUUUUCACUGUAUUUUAUAUCACUUAUAAUAAAUCGGUGUAUAAUUUUAAAAUGCAUGUGAAUAUCUUUAUUAUAUCAACUGUUUGAAUAAAACAAAAUUACAUAAUAGA